Psylliodes chrysocephalus is the source of this 1401-nucleotide messenger RNA. The record is from the annotation of a GenBank genome assembly. Lineage: Eukaryota; Metazoa; Arthropoda; Insecta; Coleoptera; Chrysomelidae.
AUGCAAACACCCAUUCUAACGAAGAAGCAACUGAAAUCUACGCUGUCUGCAAAGAAAAACAGACCGAAAGAAACGUUAAAAAAUGUUUUAGCUGUACCAUACAGUACAGAUUAUUGGCCCGAAAUAUUACCUCAGGAUUAUACCACACUAAAUGGAGUCUUGAUAGUACAUUUACCAUCGAUCAAGGUCCAAAAAAUUGAUGUACAUUGGGAUGAAAUUAAACAAGUCCCAAAAGAGGAAAGAAAAAAAUAUACUAGGAAUACAGAAAAUCAGCAUGGUCCAAAUGUAGAAAAAAAAAAGCAUUCAGUACGAAUCGGUGUUAAUGAAGUGUCUAAACUUCUAGAGGAAAACUCGGCUUCUGCUGUGUUAAUAUCAGCGGACGUCCAGCCCAGAUCAAUGGUACAACAUAUUCUAGACCAAGCUGUUUUAUACAAAGUCCCAGUUCUUGUGGUCGAUAAACUCAGACAAACUUUACGUAAACAAUGUGGUGUGAGUGGUGCUGUUUUCGCCAUCGAGAAAACCAUUACAGAUCCAAAUGUGAACCUAAUAAGAGAACAUAUAGAAAGUAUUUUUGCAAAGAUUCCUCCGCCCGUGGAUCAUAUAAAUUAUAAUCGAUCCAUAGAUUCAGCUCAAGUUGAGCUCACAAAGGAAGAAAAACCAGUCAAAAGAAGAGAAAAUUUAAAAAUAGAUGAGAACGAAAUUCGUAAAAAUAUUUAUCUAAAGGCACCGACUAGUGGAAGAGCAUUCACUCCUCAAGAAAUUGAACAACCACAGAAGAAAAUUCCUCGAAUUGAAGUGGAUGAAAGUGGUUUUGUACCUUUUUUUGAAGAACCAGAACCUGCACCGACUAGCAGAAGAGCGUUCAUUCCUCAAGGAAUUGAAAAACCACAGAAGAAAAUUCCUCAAAUUGAAAUGGAUGAAACUGGUUUCGUACCUUUUUUUAAAGAACCAGAGCGUGUACCGACUAGUGGAAGAGCGUUCAUUCCUCAAGGAAUUGAACAACCACAGAAGAAAAUACCUCUAAUUGAAGUGGAUGAAACAGGUUUUGUACCUUUUUUUAAAGAACCAGAGCAUGCAUCGACUAGUGGAAGAGGAAUUGAACAACCACAGAAAAAAAUUCCUCGAAUUGAAGUGGAUGAAACUGGUUUUGUACCUUUUUUUGAAGAACCACCGACUAGCGUAAGAGCGUUCAUUCCUAAAGGAAUUGAACAACCACAGAAGAAAAUUCCUCGAAUGGAAGUGGAUGAAACUGGUUUUGUACCUUUUUUUGAAGAACCAGAGAAUGCACCAACCAGACCUGGCAAUCAGAGUUACAAAUCUUUGGUUGUCAAAAGACUGAAAGGCGAUAGGGAUAGAAAUAAGAGAAAAAUCGAACGUCUAAAAAAGAAGAGAGAAAUGUAA